Molecule: messenger RNA, 1197 nt
Organism: Chrysochloris asiatica (Cape golden mole)
Lineage: Eukaryota; Metazoa; Chordata; Mammalia; Afrosoricida; Chrysochloridae
Gene: GOLM1
Product: golgi membrane protein 1
Exons: 9
Coding region: 1-1197 (398 amino acids)
Cellular component (GO): Golgi apparatus
Source: RefSeq, a predicted model, not a curated record
AUGAUGGGCCUGGGAAACGGGCGUCGGAGCAUGAAGUCCCCACCUCUCGUGCUAGCCGCCCUGGUGGCCUGCAUCAUCGUCUUGGGCUUCAACUACUGGAUUGCCAGUUCCCGCAGCGUGGAUCUUCAGACACGCAUCAUGGAGCUGGAAGGCAGGGUCCGCAGGGCAGCCGCAGAGAGAGGGGCAGUGGAGCUGAAAAAGAAUGAGUUUCAGGGAGAACUGGAGAAGCAGCGGGAACAGCUUGACAAGAUCCAGUUAAGCCACAACUUCCAGUUGGAGAGUGUCAACAAGUUAUACCAGGACGAAAAGGCAGUCUUAGUGAAUAACAUCACCACUGGAGAGCGACUCAUCAGGGCCCUGCAAGACCAGCUAAAGACCCUGCAGAAGAAUUAUGGCACGCUGCAGCAGGACGUUCUCCAGUUUCAGAAGAAUCAGACCAACCUGGAGAGGAAGUUCUCCUAUGACCUGAGCCAGUGCAUCAGUCAGAUGAAAGAGGUGAAGGAGCAGUGUGAAGAGCAGAUAGAGGAAGUCACCAAAAAGGGAAAUGAAGCUUUGGCUUCCAUAGACCUGGAUGAAAAAAGAGAUCUGCAGCUCCAGUCCCUCAGUGAGCUUCAGCCUAGGUCACAGGAAUCAAGCCCACCACAGGCAGCAGAGUCACAAAGGAAAGGAAAUGUUCCCAGCAACAGCAAGCCCCAGACCCCAGCGCCCAGUUCUGAAACACCUGUGGCUGUGAAGAGACCGGAUGAGGAGACCAAUGAGAUUCAGAUUGUCAGCCAGGAGGAGACUCGGCACCUGAUGCUGCCACAGGAGCCAGGCCGGGAGCAGGCCACCAAAGAUGACAAGCUCGCUAAGGGAAGAGGUACCGGGGAAGCCGGAGAACUGAGCCAAACCCCACAAGUGCCAGCUGCCCCGUUGAGCCAGGAAAAUACAGAGAAUGAGGAGCCUGAGCGGGAGCAGUUCUUCAUCAGCGAUGACGAGAAGAAUGAGGAGCAGGGUGCUGAUAAGCCAGGGAGAAACCAGCAAGCACUGGUCGGAGAUGAUGGUUACAAUGUGGAUGAAAAUGAGGCAGAACCUGAAAUGGAUAAACAGGCAGCCAUUGUGGAGAACGACAAAAGCAUAAAUGUUAUUAAUGCUGAAGAUAAGAGACAUACCGUAAAUUUACUUGAUCAGCAUGAAAAGAGGAACCACACAGUUUGA